AUAAAAUAAAAUGCAAAAUGGACGACAUCUUUCUUCUUGGAUUUCUUCGUGGGAUGGAAUUUAAUGUUGAAAGUUCACUUCAAUUGCUUAGGAAUUAUUAUUCUACAAGACUAGAAUAUCCGGCGUAUUUUAAAAAUCUAUUUCCAUCAAAGUUAGAAAAAGCUUUAUCUUCAAAUUGUAUGAGAUUUUUACCUCAGCCUGAUCAAAAUGGGCGAUAUAUUUGUAUAGGACAAUUGGGACAUUGGGAUCCUUCAGAAGUACUUUUGAUAGAUGUUUACCGCCUAACGUUCCUCUUAGCAGAUUUAUUCUUUACUUUACACCAAUGUCAAGAGAACGGAAUAGUUUUAAUUUUAGACUGUAAAAAUUCCACUUUUAAGCAAUUAAUGGAAUACACACCAAGAUUUAUACACAACUUAGUAAGCUUAAUAAGUAAUGAUUCCAAUCAAGUAUUUAUCAAAGAAAUGCAUUUCGUCAAUUUGAACGUCAUUGUCAAAGGAUUAGUAAAAUUUUCUCUGUCACUUUUUCCUGCAAAACUACGAAAUAAAAUAUUUCCACAUAGUGACAUGACGUCUUUACAUGAAUUCGUUCAUCCAGAAUAUCUUCCUAUUGAAUAUGGAGGUGAAUUACCAUAUUUCGAUUCGAGUGAAUUAUUUGUAGUAGUAAGACAAAACGAAGAAUUUUAUGUAAGAAACGAAAAAUUUCUCAAGAUGUACAAUGAAACAGUUCAAUAA
Molecule: messenger RNA, 731 nt
Organism: Centruroides sculpturatus (bark scorpion)
Lineage: Eukaryota; Metazoa; Arthropoda; Arachnida; Scorpiones; Buthidae
Product: alpha-tocopherol transfer protein-like
Exons: 4
Coding region: 18-731 (237 amino acids)
Cellular component (GO): membrane
Molecular function (GO): phosphatidylinositol bisphosphate binding
Source: RefSeq, a predicted model, not a curated record